This is a messenger RNA of Osmerus eperlanus (European smelt), 1678 nucleotides long. It is a transcript of the gene vps28, whose product is annotated as VPS28 subunit of ESCRT-I. Gene Ontology annotation, cellular component: ESCRT I complex. Gene Ontology annotation, biological process: protein transport to vacuole involved in ubiquitin-dependent protein catabolic process via the multivesicular body sorting pathway. The transcript has 10 exons. Lineage: Eukaryota; Metazoa; Chordata; Actinopteri; Osmeriformes; Osmeridae. The coding region runs from base 102 to 773 and encodes 223 amino acids. The record is from RefSeq and is a predicted model, not a curated record. Gene Ontology annotation, molecular function: protein-containing complex binding.
CCUAAUGUAUUUUCGCUUGGGGUCCUUCAUUUCGCUAGUUGUUUAGGUUGACGUCACUACAUUUGGCCAAGGGAUCAUCUCAUGAGACAUCGGCUGCCACCAUGUUCCAUGGAAUAGCAGUUACAGGAGGGAUUGGAGGAGCCCCUGUCAAUAAACCAGAGUUGUAUGAGGAAGUAAAAUUGUAUAAAAAUGCAAGAGAAAGAGAAAAGUUUGACAACAUGGCCGAGCUGUUUGCUGUCGUCAAGACCCUCCAAGCUCUGGAGAAGGCCUACAUCAAAGACUGUGUCACUCCCAAUGAGUACACGGCUGCUUGCUCGAGACUGCUGGUCCAGUACAAGGCUGCCUUCAAACAGGUUCAGGGGUCGGAUGUGGGGUCCAUUGAUGACUUCUGCAGGAAGUACAGACUUGACUGCCCGCUGGCUAUGGAGAGAAUCAAGGAGGACCGACCAAUUACCAUCAAGGAUGACAAGGGCAACCUCAAUCGCUGCAUUGCAGAUAUAGUAUCUCUUUUCAUUACUGUUAUGGACAAGCUGAGACUAGAGAUCCGGGCCAUGGAUGAGAUCCAGCCUGACUUAAGAGAACUUAUGGAGACCAUGAAUAGAAUGAGCAACAUGCCACCUGACUCUGAGGCCAAGGACAAAGUCAGCCUUUGGUUGACGACCCUCAGCAGCAUGUCUGCCUCUGAUGAGCUAGAUGACUCCCAGGUGCGCCAGAUGCUGUUUGACCUAGAGUCGGCCUACAACGCCUUUAACCGCUUUCUACACUCCUCCUAAACUACAGUUCCCAUCAUCCAUUGGGAACGUUCUGACUUUGACAGCAUAUAUUAUAUCCCCUCCACUUUUUAGACUUGUCCAACUUCUCUGGUGCAGACCCUAUCCUAGCUUCGAAUCAGAGCAGCACUUGAUGUUGUGGCCUUGCUCAACGGGGUCAUCCUGUACAGUGUUGUUCCAGCUUGUCACAGCCCUAUAACAAGGCUCCCCAGCCUGUGUGCUUGACCAAAUUCUUUACUUCUGUUAUUUUGACAUCAAAAAGCCUGGCUGACUUUUGUUAGCUAGUUGCGCAGAAGACAGUUAAGUCUUUCAGAAAUAUUAUUGGAGAUGGGUGUGUUUGAAAGGCUGACACAGCUAAAGCCUUUAUAUGAUUGAUUUUUUUAAUCCACUGUCUUUUGUGAAGCAUGUUAUAUCUUGUUGGGGGUGAAAUGCCAUGUUGUGUGAUAAAUCUGUGAACAUGACUGCAAAUUGAAAACGUAUAAUCCGCAAUAAAUUAUUAAAAGUUUAGGGUGAUUAGUUAGAUAAACAUGAAUCUGUUAUUUCAGACUCUUUCCCCUGACCUCCACUGUUGGUUUAAGUGCACUCAGGUGUAACACCCUAAUCCCCUUUUUUUCCUGUAGGUGAAAUACAUUUUAUUAUUUUCUAUGUCUGUAUUUUUUUCCCCUUGUUGCCCCCUCAAUACAUUUUAUAUUAGCACUAUUUAAGAACAUGUCUAAGUCAUUUUUACUUUAGAGGGUGUUUUGGGGUUUAAAUGUAUUUGAUAAUGGGGAUUAGUUUCUCCAAGGACCAUAGUAAAGGUUUUUAACCCCUUAGUUAGGAUUAGGGAAGAGCACAUUUAUUAAGAUGUAUCAUUGUACAUAAAAUAAAGUGAAUAAAGCACGAAUAAAAGAAACACCUUUUAAAAACAA